This is a messenger RNA of Benincasa hispida (wax gourd), 1443 nucleotides long. Its product is annotated as MRG family protein. Gene Ontology annotation, biological process: regulation of DNA-templated transcription; chromatin organization. The record is from RefSeq and is a predicted model, not a curated record. NCBI's taxonomy places the organism in Eukaryota, Viridiplantae, Streptophyta, Magnoliopsida, Cucurbitales, Cucurbitaceae. Gene Ontology annotation, cellular component: histone acetyltransferase complex; nucleus.
AAAAGGAAAAACAGCGGCGAUGGCAGUUCCCGCUCUAUUCCGCACUCGUCAGAGCGCCACGCGAGCUCACGAGGAAGUGGCCGAGCCUCGUAUCUGGUUGGUUCUCUUGCUAUCUCCCAGUGUUCGAGAAUGGUAAACUCCUCCAAGGACGAUGCAGCCACCGACGGCGACAUGUCCAGCGGCGAUUCUCCACCCUCCAAUUCCAGCCUCUACUCCGAAGGCGAGAAGGUUCUUGCUUAUCACGGCCCUCGCAUCUAUGAAGCAAAGGUCCAAAGAGUUGAGCUUAGGAAGAAGGAAUGGAGAUACUUUCUGCACUAUCUAGGCUGGAAUAAAAAUUGGGACGAAUGGGUAAGCGUAGAUCGGCUGAUGAAAUGUACUGACGAAAACCGUUUGAAGCAGCGAGCCCUUGAGAAAGGGUAUGUAGAAAAGAGCUCAAAGUCUGGACGUUCUGCACAAGCAAAGCCGAAAAAUUCAAUUGAUGCAAGAGUGGAGAAAGAGGACCACAAGAACAAUGCACCAAAGGGGAAGAAACGAAAGAAUGACUCAGGCACCAAGGAUAAUCAAUCCGUAGAGAAAGUUAUCAAGAUUCAAAUACCUUCAACACUAAGAAAGCAACUUGUUGAUGAUUGGGAAUUUGUUACACAGCAGGAUAAGCUAGUCAAACUUCCACGCUCACCUACAGUUGAUGAUAUUUUGACGAAGUACUUGGAAUACAGAUCCAAGCGGGAUGGCACGAUUACUGACUCGCUGGGAGAGGUCUUGAAAGGAAUACGAUGUUAUUUUGAUAAAGCAUUGCCUGUACUGCUCUUGUACAAUAAAGAGCGUGAACAGUAUCAUGAAUUUGUCGUAGAAAAUGUCUCUCCAUCAACUAUAUAUGGUGCAGAACAUCUGCUUCGACUCUUUGUUAAGUUGCCAGAGCUUUUGGCAUAUGUGAAUAUUGAAGAUGAAACACAGACCCGGCUACAUCAGAAGUUGCUCGACUUUCUAAAAUUUCUGCAGAAGAACCAGAGUACUUUCUUUGUCUCGGCCUAUGAGGGCUGUAAAGGUACUGAGGGAAAGGGUAAGGCCAAGAAUGACUGACAGCGAAUCCUUAUUACAUGGCAUGUACGCCUUCACGCUUGCAAUUCAUAGUCUGGCAUGGAGGUAGCAGAUUUUUAUGAUGCAUGCUGCCAUGCAUUGUCAAAUCAAUCCUCUUGUUGUAACUGUACAAGCCGUUUUCCUUUAUUUCUUUCUUUCUUUUCCCUCCCACUCUCUCUCUUAUUAAAGAAUAAUCUGUUCAUUUGUAAUUGAUAUUAAAAGUUCUACUUGUUGAGUAGCUCAAGUGCAGUCAUCCUUUUUAUUUUUAGAAGAGUUAAGUAGUCCCAACUGCAAGCUUAUGCGAAUUUGUCGCAAUUAAUCUUAAACUGUAUUGAAAUCAAUCAGAAACCGUCUUGUGAAUGAUUU